GCGCGUAGCGCCCAAUGGAGUAAACAUGAAAAGAAUGUUAUUUAAUGCAACUCAUCAGGAAGAGUUGCGCGUUGCCAUCGUUGAUGGUCAAAAAUUACUCGAUAUUGAUAUCGAGGUGACAGGGCAAGAGCAGCGUAAGGGGAAUAUAUAUAAAGCGGUGAUUACGCGCUUAGAGCCAUCUUUAGAAGCUUGUUUUGUCGAUUAUGGUGAAAGCCGGCAUGGUUUUUUGCCCUUUAAAGAAAUUUCACGCGAAUACUUUAAAAAUAAAAAUGUUGAUAUUCGUCAUGCGAGCAUUCAAGAUGUGCUUGAGGUUGGACAAGAACUGAUUGUUCAAGUGGAAAAGGACGAGCGUGGCAAUAAAGGCGCAGCCUUAACCACAUUUAUUUCUUUAGCAGGUCGUUAUUUGGUACUCAUGCCAAACAAUCCUAAUGGUGGUGGUGUUUCACGUCGAAUUGAAGGUGAAGACCGGCAAGAACUCAAAGAAAAUAUGUCCCAACUGGAUGUUCCCAAUGGUAUGAGCUUAAUUGCGCGUACCGCAGGGAUUGGGCGUUCAGCAGAAGAGCUACAAUGGGAUCUUAACUAUCUAACCAAGGUUUGGAGUGCCAUCACGGGAGCGGCUUGGGGUCAAGAUGACGAAGAAUCAAGUUUGGUUAUCCGUGCAAUCCGCGAUUAUUAUCAGCCUAGAAUAGGCGAAAUUUUAUGUGAUACAGAAGAUGUAUUCCAACAAGUUCAAGCAUUUAUGAGCUUGGUUAUGCCAGAUGAGGUUGAACGGGUAAAACGCUAUCGAGAUGAUGUACCGCUAUUUUCUCGUUUUCAAAUUGAACACCAAAUUGAAACCGCUUAUUCACGUACCGUUAAUUUACCAUCAGGUGGUGCAAUCGUUAUUGACCAUACCGAAGCUUUGGUGUCCGUUGAUGUGAACUCGGCACGUGCAACACGAGGUGGUGAUAUUGAAGAUACAGCGACACGUACCAAUCUUGAAGCGGCAGAUGAAAUUGCUCGUCAGUUGCGUUUGCGAGAUUUAGGUGGCUUGGUGGUGAUCGACUUUAUUGAUAUGGGGCAAAGCCGGAAUGUCAAAGAAGUCGAAAAUCGACUAACGGAAAGUUUGCGACAGGACCGCGCUCGUGUACAAAUGGGGCGUAUUUCUAAAUUUGGUCUGAUGGAGUUAUCUCGUCAGCGUAUCCGUCCUUCAUUAUCUGAGGGUACGCAUAUGCCUUGUCCUCGCUGUAAUGGCACGGGACAUAUUCGUGACACGGAGUCAUCGGCGCUUCAAAUUUUACGAAUUAUUCAAGAAGAAGCCCUCAAAGAAAACACAGCGGCGAUUCAUUGCCAAACGCCAGUUGAAGUUAGUGCGUACUUACUGAAUGAAAAACGCCAUGAAAUUAAUAAGAUCGAGUCGCGCUUUAAGGUGGACGUAUUGCUAAUUCCUAAUCGUCAUUUAGAAACGCCGCAUUACAAGUUCGAGCGUUUAAAACACGAUGACCCACGUCUAGAUAACUAUCGACCCAGCUAUAAAAUUGUAGAAGAAUCUGAAAAGGCCCUCGAAAAAGACACCGAAUAUCAAACGCAAAAAGAACCUUUGCCACCACGUCAAGAAGCUGCGGUUAAGGCUAUCACGCCCGAUAUGUUGCCACCACCGACUUCAAAACUUAAGGUUGCUACUGUUAGCGAAGCAGAGGCAGAGAAAAAACCAUCUAUCUUGUCAUGGAUACGAGGACUGUUUGGUGUUAAGCCCAAAGUGGAAGCGCCUGUUGAGGCU
Molecule: messenger RNA, 1759 nt
Organism: Darwinula stevensoni
Lineage: Eukaryota; Metazoa; Arthropoda; Ostracoda; Podocopida; Darwinulidae
Source: the annotation of a GenBank genome assembly